AUGGGCUGCACCAGAAGGCAGGUGGUGGCGGGGGGUGGGGGGGAGCGGGUGCCCAACAUCGGGUGGGUCCGAACGUUCACACCAACUUCACAUCUCCGCCUGGCCGCCACCCCUGACCCCUGCCAUCACCACGGGGUCACCAGCACCUCCAUCACCACCACCCUCGGAGCACCUGCGGUGGCUGGCACGGCAGCAGUGGGUCUGCGGGCACCCGGCGUGAAUGCAAGAGGAGAAAAGUCCCUCUCGGAUCAGGACCUGUGCCCCCAAGAACGUGAGACGGACCCACGCUUUUCCAAUCUGUCCUCAUCCAACGUGGCCCCAGAUAACAUGGACAAGGGGACCGUGCCAUCGGUGACGCUCAUCGUGGGCUGUGGCGUGUCGUCCCUCACCCUGCUCAUGCUGAUCAUCAUCUACGUCUCCGUGUGGAGGUACAUCCGCUCAGAGCGGUCUGUGAUCCUCAUCAACUUCUGCUUUUCCAUCAUCUCCUCCAACGCCCUCAUCCUCAUCGGGCAGACCCAGACCCGCAAUAAGGUGGUGUGCACUCUGGUGGCUGCUUUCCUCCACUUCUUCUUCCUGUCCUCCUUCUGCUGGGUGCUCACCGAGGCCUGGCAGUCCUACAUGGCCGUGACCGGCCGCCUCCGGAACCGCCUCAUCCGCAAGCGUUUCCUCUGCCUGGGCUGGGGGCUCCCUGCGCUGGUCGUGGCCAUUUCUGUGGGAUUCACCAAGGCCAAAGGGUACAGCACCAUGAACUACUGCUGGCUCUCCCUGGAGGGGGGACUGCUGUAUGCCUUCGUGGGACCGGCCGCCGCUGUCGUGCUGGUGAACAUGGUCAUCGGGAUCCUCGUGUUCAACAAGCUCGUCUCCAAAGACGGCAUCACGGACAAGAAGCUGAAGGAGCGGGCAGGGGCGUCGCUGUGGAGCUCCUGCGUGGUGCUGCCGCUGCUGGCGCUGACCUGGAUGUCGGCCGUGCUCGCCGUCACCGACCGCCGCUCCGCCCUCUUCCAGAUCCUGUUCGCCGUCUUCGACUCGCUGGAGGGUUUCGUCAUAGUGAUGGUGCACUGCAUCCUGCGCCGAGAGGUCCAGGACGCCGUGAAGUGUCGCGUGGUGGACCGCCAGGAGGAGGGCAACGGGGACUCGGGGGGCUCCUUCCAGAACGGCCAUGCCCAGCUCAUGACCGACUUCGAGAAGGACGUGGAUCUGGCCUGUAGAUCAGUGCUGAACAAGGACAUCGCAGCCUGCCGCACGGCCACGAUCACGGGCACGCUCAAGCGGCCGUCGCUGCCCGAGGAGGAGAAGCUGAAGCUGGCCCACGCCAAGGCGCCCCCCGCCAACUUCAACAGCCUGCCGGCCAACGUGUCCAAACUGCACCUGCACGGCUCGCCCCGCUGCCCGGGCGGCCCCCUGCCCGACUUCCCCAACCACUCACUGACCCUCAAGAAGGACAGGGCGCCCAAGUCCUCCUUUGCCGGGGACGGGGACAUCUUCAAGAAGCUGGACUCGGAGCUGAGCCGGGCCCAGGAGAAGGCCCUGGACACCAGCUAUGUAAUCCUGCCAACGGCCACAGCCACGCUGCGGCCCAAGCCCCAGGAGGAGCCCAAGCACAGCAUCCACAUCGAUCAGAUGCCCCAGACCCGCCUCAUCCACCUCAACAUGGCACCUGACACGGGCCUCCCCGCCCGCAGCCCACCCUCCCGCCAGCCCCCAGGGGGUGGGCCCCCGGAGGCACCCCCCGCCCAGCCCCCACCGCCCCCGCCCCCACCACCCCCGCCACCCACCCUGGAGCCAGCGCCGCCCAGCCUGGGGGAGCCCGGGGAGCCCGCUGCCCACCCAGGGCCCAGCUCGGGGACCGGGACCAGGAACGAGAAUGUCUCCACCUUGUCCGUGAGCUCCCUGGAGCGGCGGAAGUCGCGGUAUGCAGAACUGGACUUUGAGAAAAUCAUGCACACCCGGAAGCGGCACCAGGACAUGUUCCAGGACCUGAACCGGAAGCUGCAGCACGCGGAGAAGGACAAGGAGGUGCUGGGCCCAGAGAGCAAGCCGGAGAAGCAGCAGACACCGAACAAGCGGCCCUGGGAGAGCCUUCGGAAGGCCCACGGGACGCCCGCGUGGGUGAAGAAGGAGCUGGAGCCGCUGCCGCCCUCACCGCUGGAGCUGCGGAGCGUCGAGUGGGAGAAGUCGGGCGCCACGAUCCCGCUGGUGGGCCAGGACAUCAUCGACCUCCAGACCGAGGUCUGAGCGGGUGGGCGGCGGCCACGCACCGGGCCCCGAGGAGGACAUCCUGCUCCGCCCGCUCCCGCCGCAGGACGGGCACAGACACGCUCCCGGGCUGCGGGCCAGGCCCGCGCCCCGGCCUCAGGGCGCUCGGACGGCGGCCGGGCGGAGGCCCGCGGCGCUGGGACCAGAGCCAGAGGGGACAGGAGGCCCCGGCGGCCCCGGGUGGGCACAGGGCUCCAGAGGCCGGAAGGUGCCUCAGACUCUGCCCUCCUCGAGCCCGGCGCCGGCGGGCAGGCGGGCGGGCGGCCGCGGACAGUGGCGGGGCGGGUGCGGCCAGCAUCCCCAGGACACCUGCCUGAGCUGCCGCGGCAGAGGACCAGCCUGCUUGGCCCAGCUGGCCUGGCACCAUUUUUUAGACACCCCUACCCCUCGGGAAGCAGCCAGCCCCCCCCCCCCGCCUCACCUUUCCAGGGCCCGGGGCCCCUCCCCAGACCCAGGUGGAGAGCCCUCUCUCCCACCUGUGCUGACCCCAGGGGCAGGACUAGAAGCCCACUCCGGGAAGAAGCAGGGGUGGGGAAUCUAUUUUUUCUCUCCUUUUCUUUUCUUCAAUAAAAAGAAUUAAAA
Lynx canadensis (Canada lynx) is the source of this 2838-nucleotide messenger RNA. RefSeq names its product adhesion G protein-coupled receptor B1 (gene ADGRB1). The record is from RefSeq and is a predicted model, not a curated record. NCBI's taxonomy places the organism in Eukaryota, Metazoa, Chordata, Mammalia, Carnivora, Felidae. Gene Ontology annotation, cellular component: membrane; dendrite; postsynaptic density. Bases 1 to 2235 code for a protein of 744 amino acids. The transcript has 15 exons. Gene Ontology annotation, molecular function: G protein-coupled receptor activity. Gene Ontology annotation, biological process: negative regulation of angiogenesis; cell surface receptor signaling pathway; engulfment of apoptotic cell.